Molecule: messenger RNA, 1017 nt
Organism: Nannospalax galili (Upper Galilee mountains blind mole rat)
Lineage: Eukaryota; Metazoa; Chordata; Mammalia; Rodentia; Spalacidae
Product: multidrug and toxin extrusion protein 2-like
Exons: 11
Biological process (GO): xenobiotic detoxification by transmembrane export across the plasma membrane
Cellular component (GO): membrane
Molecular function (GO): xenobiotic transmembrane transporter activity; antiporter activity
Source: RefSeq, a predicted model, not a curated record
GCAGCUUUCGUAUUCCAGCUGCAGACAAGAUAUUUACAGAGUCAGGGCAUCAUUAUGCCCCAAGUUGUUAUUGGGAUCGCAGCAAAUGUUGUCAACGUGGACAUGAAUACCCUCUUGCUGUGUGCCUUGGACCUUGGAGUGGUAGGAUCAGCCUGGGCCAACACCACCUCCCACUUCUUCCUAUGUGUGCUUCUGUUCCCGUAUGUGUGGUGGAAGAGAAUCCACAUUCACACCUGGGGAGGUUGGACGAGGGAGUGCUUCCAGGAGUGGAGUGCCUAUACCCAUCAAGCCAUCCCUAAUAUGUUCAUGGUGUGCAUCGAGUGGUGGACCUUUGAAAUCAGGACCUUCCUUGCAGGUCUUAUUAAUGUGACAGAACUAGGAGCCCAGGCCGUAGUCUAUCAACUGGCUUCUGUUGCUUAUAUGGUGCCCUUUGGCUUUGGUGUGGCUGCCAGCAUCUGAGUGGGCAAUGUCCUGGGGGCAGGGAAUGCUGAGCAGGCCUGUUGUUCCUGUACUACUGUUCUGCUGUGUACUGGUGUCUGUGUACUUGCAGUGGGAGUUCUGCUGGUAGCCUUGAAGGACGUGGUUGCCUACACAUUCACCAAUGGCAAGGAUAUUAUUUUCCGUGUGCACAAAGUGAUGCCUCUUUCUGCUCCUUUUCGUCUGUUUGGUGCCUUGCAGUAAGGUAUCUGCGGUGGGGUCUUGAGAGGCACAGGAAAGCAAAAGAUUGGUGCUGUCCUCAAUGCCAUCAGUUACUAUGGACUUGGUUUUCCCAUUGGUGUGUCUUUGAUGUUUGCUGCUAAACUUGGGGUAAUAGCUAUGUGCCCGAUUCCUCAGAUUCACCCCAAAUUUCACUGUCAUAGUAAAAUAAACUACUUGAGAUAUAAAGCAGUUGACUGGACAGUGGUUGUGAGGACCAGGUGUGAUUUUACACUGUCACUACUGACCCUGGGCCUGACCCUUCAAAGUGACCUGACCAGGAAUGGGGUACCCUACUUUGUGAAAUUUACCUUCCCUUAG